AUGGUAGAGCCAACACACAAGUUUGCAUCGUUAGAGGAGGAGCUGGGCUUCUGGAAGGACCAGGCACAGCGCCAUCAUCAGAGGUAACACCACCACACUCACAUUCAGCUUCAUAACAACAACAACAACAGGGGUUUGACACAACCUAAGAGAUUCCUGUCAUCAGUAUGAUAACCUCUUUUUCAUCAGAGCCGAGGAGGCUCAGGAGGAGCUGCAGGAGUUCCAGCAGAUGAGUCGAGACUAUGAAGCAGAGCUGGAGAUCGAGUUAAAGCAGUGUGAUAGUCGAAACAAGGAGCUGGUUCUGGACAACAACAGACUCCGCGUGGAGCUGGAGAACAUCAAGGUAGAGAGCACCUUGAAUAUAAAUAGGCCCCCUGUCCCUACAGGGCAUGACGAGCUCUUUUGACCCAGUUAAAUUUGGAAAAUGUUACUAUUCCUUCUGAUGGGAGUAGAAAUAGAGACAUGCAGGCUCAAACAAACCACCUUUUAUCAACCCCCCCGAAUCAUUACAGCCACAAGGAAAACUGCCGCCCAGCUAUAAGGCAGCUGACUGCUAUUUUUGUCCAACAGUCCAUGGAGAAAGGAACAGCAAUAGAAGUAGUGAAUGCAUGAUUGUGCUAUUAACCCUCUGGUUGCUUGAGGAAUGAAAAAUAACUUAAGGGGGCUUUUUGGGUCAUGAAAAUUCAUCUCUGCAGUGUCAUUACAUCCAUGUCUGUGUGCCUUUUUAGGAGAAAUUUGAGGCUCAGCAUACUGAUGCUUUUAGACACAUAUCAACCCUGGAGGAAGAUCUGGCACAAACCAAAGCAGUGAGAGAUCACCUGCAGAAAUACAUCAGGGAGCUCGAGCAAUCCAAUGAUGACCUGGAGAGGACCAAGAGGUCAGUGUCUAAGAGGUCUUAUGUAAUUAUCUCAUUGACAUCCAAUGACGAGGUAACUAAUUUUCUCAGACGUAAGUGCGUGUACACACAUAGGUUUACUAUAAAAAAGAGAGGUGAUAUUCAGAGUAAAAACUUGGACCAACCAAUGCUCCUCUUAUCCCAGGGCUACCAUCAUGUCACUUGAGGACUUUGAGCAGCGAAUGAAUCAUGUCAUUGAGAGGAAUGCCUUUCUGGAGAGCGAGUUGGAUGAGAAGGAGAACCUGCUGGAGUCUGUACAGAGGCUCAAGGAUGAAGCUAGAGGUAAACAACUUCUGAUCAUAGCUUGUCAAGUUUGCAAUGAUUGUGGAUUUCUGUUAUAAGUGGCUCUUUAAGGUAGAACAGAUUCAUACAAGUGCAACGACAUAAAUCUGCUUAAUGUUUGUCAUCAUCCUUUUUUUGGGUGGUGGUGGUGAUCUUUUGUGUUGUUUGUAAUUAAAGCUUUCAGUUCUGGCUACAUCUCAGUUUAACUUAUGAACCCAACCAACACAGUGCUUACAUUCUGAGCUUCAGUGUUGUGCAUGUUCACACUAAAAGUGAACCACUGACAAAGUUUUGUCAAACUCAACUGCACAUUUUAAUAGAUGAACUCUGGGGUUAAAAAAAAAAACAAAACAAGAAAAUUGCAUUUUAGUUUGAUUUGCUAAGUGAACAUGGGAAACAUCUGCAGUUUUGUCAACUUAGAAAAAACUAAUAUUUGGUGGAAGAAAAUGUAACUAAAGGUUUCAACUUUUGAACCAAACACUCUCGUUCAGUGUCAACAGUCCUGAUUUGUUCAUAAAACUACUCAAAAUGUUUGAAGUAGCUGAUAGCAGGGAGUAGCGCCAGAUACUGUGGCUGCUAUAAUGGUAACUUCAUGCAGCUCUCAACACCUCUGAAUGUUAGUCGUCUUUCACUGACUCCAGGGAGAACUAUGCUCACGCUCUCAUUCACGAGUUAAAAAAUGAGCGACUCAGCUUACCAUUCACCAAAAUAUUAGUGCGUUCAUCUUGGCGUGUUCACAAACAACACUAAUGUGCUUUUUACAGUUGUUUCAUAUCCCCGCAAUCCCGUAUCUGUAAUGCCAUAUAGAAAAAUGUCUUUGUUCUUUGGAGACGAGGCACUUGAAUCUGUCAUUUAUGAAAAGCUCAUCUGUCGUACGUCCUCUGUCUUUUUUUAUGUGUCAGACCUUCGCCAGGAACUGGCUGUUCGUCAGAAAGAGAGACGACCUUCCAGCAGCUUGGGCAAAGACACAGAUCGCUCAGACCUACCGUGCCCCUCAGCUGCCAACCCAUCCAUUCCCGCAACACCUUCAAAACCUAUCAGCUCAUUUGCCACGCCUCCCGCUUCCAGUAUCAGACGAGGUAAAUAGAAAAGCCUCUGCUACAAUGAAAGUAGCCCUGUGUAUCAGCAAACUGAGUGAUUCACUGCUGAUAUUUUAUUCUUUUAGGUGAUGGACUAACUGGGACUCCACUCACUACAUCUGCCAGAAUAUCUGCACUGAACAUUGUUGGGGAGCUGCUCAGGAAAGUUGGAGUAAGGGAGUUGAAACUUUUACUUUUACAGUUCACAAUUCUUACUACACAUUCAGACACUUAUAUAUGACCUGACUCUUUUUUUACCUGUUAGAAUCUCGAGUCAAAACUGGCAUCCUGUAGAGACUUUGUGUACGACACUUCAGUCAGCAGACCUGCACUCACAGCCGCCCCAGGGAGUCUGUCUGGUUUAGAUGGAAGCUCUGAGCUCCAAGCCACAAGUCCUCAGUAUGACAGGUGAGUCACACAACCUGCGGUUCCUUUACUCUUUCCACUCUGUGUGGAAACUUGCAGAGCUGUAAAGGAAUCUUUUUUUUUUUCUGAUUUCUACCUGAGUCUGUGGUUGUUGAUGUUCUUUCUGUCAAAAACUUUCUGUGUCUUGACAUGAACAAAACAUUGUUUCCUUCGAAUAUGAUGUCAAGUCAACAAGUCAGGCACCAAGUUCAUUCCUCAGUUUUCAAGUUGUUGUUCCGACUUGAGCGGGCGUUCACAUGCGGUUUCCAACUGUGAAACCUGUUUUGCCAACAUGUCAGAAACCACAUGAAUGCAGGAAAAAUACCAAGUUAACAAAUAAAAAAAAUAUUUAUUUCAAAAUGCAAAGUAAGGCUAUCAAAAAGUGGGGAUUUUGAAUGUUGUAUCUUGUGCUUCAUGAUUAAAUUUGCUCUCUCUUGUCUCCCAGUUUAGUGAAGCGGUUGGAGUUUGGACCAGCGCCUCCCAGAGGAGUCUCUCAGGGUGCCCAGUCUCCUCAGGGAGGAGUUAAAAUUUUGCUAUGA
Messenger RNA from Xyrichtys novacula (pearly razorfish), 3200 nucleotides. NCBI's taxonomy places the organism in Eukaryota, Metazoa, Chordata, Actinopteri, Labriformes, Labridae. The record is from the annotation of a GenBank genome assembly.